This is a messenger RNA of Brachypodium distachyon (stiff brome), 1170 nucleotides long. Its product is annotated as heme-binding-like protein At3g10130, chloroplastic. The record is from RefSeq and is a predicted model, not a curated record. Lineage: Eukaryota; Viridiplantae; Streptophyta; Magnoliopsida; Poales; Poaceae. The transcript is spliced from 7 exons. The coding region runs from base 130 to 1026 and encodes 298 amino acids.
UGCGGCAGAGCAUGCGCCGCGAUUCCGCGAAGCCACCGCUCCCGGCUCCCAGGAGGCCAGGAUUCUGGCUCACCACCACAGCCUCCCAGGACACCUCAGCUCGAGGACAAAGCGCCGAAAACGAAUCAAAUGGCGUUCCCGUGCUCCGCCCCAGUGCGGCCCCCGCGCGCCCUCCGAGCCCGAGGCGGGCGCCCGCUUGGCCGCGGCCCCGCGCUGACGGUCGUGGCCGCUGUCACCCGGGUCAGCGGCUCCGAGGUCCGUGCAAAGCUCGUGCUAGCGCUCGCCUCGCAGGCCCUCGCCGCCUCGCAGCGCCGCGCCGUCGACCUCGUCACCGAGGCCACCAAGUAUGCCCUGCCGUCUAGCCGCUUCGAUCCACGGACCCUUGAGGAGGCCCUCAUGUCCGUUCCCGAUCUCGAGACGGUGCAGUUCCGCGUCCUGAAGCGCGAGGAGGAUUACGAGAUCAGAGAAGUGGAGUCGUACUAUAUUGCUGAGACGACGAUGCCUGGAAGAACUGGAUUUGAUUUCGGUGGAUCUUCUCGGUCGUUCAACGUACUAGCGUCUUACUUAUUCGGUGAGAACACGAGGUCCGAGCAAAUGGAAAUGACAACCCCUGUUCUCACCCGGAAGGCUGAAAUUGGCAGUGAAAAGAUGGACAUGACCACCCCAGUUAUAACAAAAAAGUCAGCUGAUGAAAAUAAGUGGAAGAUGUCCUUUGUGAUGCCAUCAAAAUAUGGUCCAGACUUGCCUAAGGCAAAAGACCCAUCUGUGACCAUCAAGGAGGUGCCCAGGAAAAUUGUAGCAGUUGUGGCCUUUCCAGGUUUGGUUACAGAUGAUGACAUAAGUCAGAGAGAAUCCAGAUUGCGGCAAGCUCUCCAAAAAGAUACUCAAUAUCGAGUCAAAGAGGAUUCAGUGGUGGAAGUUGCACAGUAUAAUCCCCCUUUCACACUUCCUUUCACAAGGCGUAAUGAAGUAGCAUUGGAAGUUGAGCGGCUUGAUAGAGCCUCCAUGUCCAAGAUUAACGAAUAAGUUGUUAAAACUUCAGUGUGUGCAUAAAUGUGCAUUGUCCCUAAUGUAUAUGCAUAGACUCUCUUUGUUACCGGUGCAGUAUGUAUAGUAUAUAAAAUUAUAUGUAGGUAUCUCAUUUCUCAAAUACUCCCUCCAUUUCACAAA